Molecule: messenger RNA, 1816 nt
Organism: Anoplopoma fimbria (sablefish)
Lineage: Eukaryota; Metazoa; Chordata; Actinopteri; Perciformes; Anoplopomatidae
Exons: 4
Coding region: 299-1288 (329 amino acids)
Source: RefSeq, a predicted model, not a curated record
GCAGAGCCUACCUGUUGUCCUCAGGUGCCGUGCAGGAAGAGGGCGUGUUUCUAAUGACACGCUGGGGGAGUGCUGCUCAGCUCAGACCCAGCGCACGUGAAUAGCCAAUCAAACAGCGCAGGUGAGUCAGGCUCCUUGGUUGAUUGAUUUUAUUUUAGCAAACAUAGAGAGGUGCAGUUAACCAGGGCGACACGGACAGCCUCCAGCAUCCGUGUUCAGAUUCAGCGCUCGCCGACAUUAAUUCGUCAUCAAGGAUAAACAGCUCGCACACAGAGGAUUUCCACGGCUGUCGUAAAGCAUGAAGGCCCUAUGCGUUCUACCUUUGACAAUAGUCGUGUCUGUCGCUUUGGUGGGGGUCAUGAAAAUACGGAAAAAGGACCAGGACAAAGACGAGAGACUGAACAAGUUUCAGGAUGUCAAGCUGCGGGUGACCUACGAUGUGCUGGGAGAGUUUCAGAAUGAGAAGGUGGAACUGCAAAACCAGCAGGAGAACUCUCAAAAGGAGCAGACAGCACUGCAGGAAGAAGUGAACAUACUCCAGGCCAAAGCAGAUGGGGCGAAGUCUGAAGCACUAAUCUGCUUGGAUGGAAAGAAAUCGGUGAUGGAUGAGCUGGCAGUAGUAGAGACAGAAUUAAAAAAUACCAGAGCUGAACUCGAUAAGGAGAAGAUCUACUUGAAAACAGAAUUGGAAACACUGAAACAGCAACUAGAAAGACGGAGCGCAGUGUGUGGCUUUUUGAAAGAAGGAUCACAACCAGCAAGCCAGCUGUGUGGCCCUGAAGGGUAUGUAGAGGAACCAAAGGCCGAGGCCCCUAAACCAGAGGAACCAAAGGCCGAGGCCCCUAAACCAGAGGAACCAAAGGCAGAGGCCCCUAAACCGGAGGCACCAAAGGCAGAGGCCCCUCAACCGGAGGCACCAAAGGCAGAGGCCCCUCAACCGGAGGCACCAAAGGCAGAGGCCCCUAAACCGGAGGCACCAAAGGCAGAGGCCCCUCAACCGGAGGCACCAAAGGCAGAGGCCCCUAAACCAGAGGCGCCAAAGGCAGAGGCCCCUCAACCGGAGGCGCCAAAGGCAGAGGCCCCUCAACCGGAGGCGCCAAAGGCAGAGGCCCCUCAACCGGAGGCGCCGAAGGCAGAGGCCCCUCAACCGGAGGCACCGAAGGCAGAGGCCCCUAAGCCGGAGGCACCGAAGGCAGAGGCACCGAAGGCAGAGGCCCCUCAACCGGAGGCACCAAAGGCAGAGGCCCCUAAACUGGAGGCACCAAAGGCAGAGGCCCCUAAACCAUAGGAGCCAACGGCAGAGGCCCCUAAACAGGAGGCAACUAAAGCAGAUGCUCCUAAGAAGAGAUGAGGUAUUACAACAUGUAACUUUACAACCAGAUUCCAGCACAUUGCAUUACUGGGCCAGUACAUGUAGGAGCCUCAAGUAGGACUACUUUGGUCCCUAAUGGGGAUGUUUUUUAUGCAACAAAAUGAAGAUUUAAGUUGCAUUUCAACAUGGACAUAUGUUUGUUUGUUUGUUACAUCAACAGAUUGUGAGGUUGUCCACAAAGUACUCUAGUACUUUGUAUUAGUACUAAUAUAAAUAUUUUGUACUCUCAAGGUUCUCUCUCAUUUUUUGUAAAUGAAAGGCAAGAUGUCAUCGACCAAAUAGAGGAUUGAUUAUUGGUGUUCUUUGCUUCAUGUUGUCUGUCGCUUGAUUUCUUGCUCAGCAGCAACAGUGUUUUUCUGCCUUAAUUCAGUUUGGAUUUAUGACACAAAUAAAAUAAAUACACAGCUGUGAGCCAAUGUUGCUUAAAAAAGGGGAGUGAUAUGU